This is a messenger RNA of Anguilla anguilla (European eel), 2549 nucleotides long. RefSeq names its product CXADR-like membrane protein (gene clmpa). The record is from RefSeq and is a predicted model, not a curated record. Lineage: Eukaryota; Metazoa; Chordata; Actinopteri; Anguilliformes; Anguillidae. The transcript has 8 exons. Gene Ontology annotation, cellular component: membrane; cytoplasmic microtubule; cell surface. The coding region runs from base 246 to 1466 and encodes 406 amino acids.
ACGCUUCAGACUCUAGGGGUCCCCAUCCUUCAGCAUCUACCUCUCGCGCACAAUUCGUUCUGUGCAGCGAGCAGGGAAACAGACGGCGUACGCGCGGAGCCCAGAAGGACCCGAGACACACAUCUUCAGUGAUAUCACGGCGAACUUUUUGAUUUACCAGGCACUCUGAUGGAGACGAAGAACAGGAACCCUUGCAUAUUUGGAUGAAUAGCGGGACGGUUAAAUAAUCGUGACUGUACACUUCAAUGACUUCGGUGAGAAGACAUUCUUAUCCUCCUACCUGUGUGGGAUUUUCAGCCGAACUGGGAGUCGCGAUGUCUGUUCUAGUUCGUUCGUUGUUCCUAGUUCUGCUGGGCCAGAUGGGCGUGUGCGCCCAGACGGAGAUGAAGAAGGUCGUCGGGGACAACGCCACGUUGCCGUGCCACCACCAGUUCUGGCAGGCGGGGACCACCACCCUGGACAUCGAGUGGCUACUGCAGAAGCCCAACUCCAAGCAGACAGUGGUCAUCACCUACUUCGGGGGCACAGUGUACGACCCCAGCGAGAACGACCUCAGCCGGCUCGCCUUCGCGGGGGACUUCCUGAAGGGGGACGCCUCCCUGCUGAUCAGUGACCUCGUGCUGUCCGACUCCGGAGAGUACAGCUGCAAGGUGAAGAUCGGGGGGAAGUACCACUGGGCUGCCGUCAACCUCAUAGUACUGGUCAAGCCCUCCAAGCCCCGGUGCUGGAUGGAGGGGCGUCUGCUGGAGGGCAGCGACGUGAAGCUGAGCUGCCGGUCGGCCGACGGGUCCGAUCCCAUCCAGUACAAGUGGGAGCGAGUCCUGGACAAGGGCCGGACCAUGGGGAGGCUGCCGCCCCUGGCCCUCAUCGAUCUGAAGAACCCCGAGAUCGUCACCCUGAGAAACCUGAGCCACGACAGCACGGGCGUGUACAAGUGCACGGCCAGCAACGACGUGGGCGAGGAGAGCUGCAUCAUCGAGGUCACCAUGCACUAUGUCCGGGGAGUGGGCGUGGUGGCGGGUGCGGUGGUGGGCGUGUCCUUUGGGGUCCUCCUCAUCAUCCUCAUCGUGUGGCUCGUUCUCCGCAAGAAGGAGAAGAAAAAGUAUGAGGAAGAGGAAACACCCAAUGAAAUCAGAGAGGACGCCGAGGCCCCCAAGGCCAAGCUGGUGAAGCCCAACUCGCUCUCCUCGUCCCGUUCUGGCAGCUCCCGCUCGGGCACCUCCUCCACGCAGUCCAUGGUGCACAACACCGCCCCCCGGGGGCCCCGCCCUCGCCCUCCGCCCGCUGCCGUGCUCAAAGAGAACGGCCAGCCCCCCAGCUUCCCCCCGACCCCCCCGGCCUACACGCAGGUGGCGCCCAAGACCCCCGAGCCGGGCACCCCCAAACUCAGCCCCGGGAACCUGACCAGGAUGGGGGCCACGCCCGUGAUGAUCCCCGCCCAGACCAAGGCCUUCCAGACUGUGUAGAGCCCCCACCCCCCCACCCCCCCCCCAGAAUGACCCUAAAAGGAGGAGGACUGGUGUGGUAAAAAAAAAAGAAAAACUAAAAGAGAAUAAAAUCACCAUAUCCCUGAUCCCAUAGAAACGGCCUCUUUACAAAAAAUACAAAUAAUAAAAAAACUAAAACUGCAACAUCAAAUAAUAACGGAUAUGAAUAAAGGAAUCAAUAGCAAAACAAGAAGUUAAAUGAAUGCUUAUUAAAAAGGGAAAUAAGAAGUGCUUGCCCCUUCUGAAUAUAAAAAGAAAAAAAAAACAGUUAAGUUACAGCAUCUCUCUCAGUCUCUUUAUGAUUUUUAUACUUUUUUUAUUUUAAACUGAAGACUCAGAGGGUCGUGGGUGGCAGUGAGGAGGAUACUGAGUUUUAUUUCCUUUUGCAAUGAAAAGAGCGUGGGUUAGCAUGGUUUGGCGUGCGCUGCGACUGUUUCCAGGUUCCGAGAGGAGAUUAGAACACGAAGAGCCAAAGGCAGUUCCGCUGCCCCUAGGCGAUUGGUUGCUGACACCGCGCCACGACCAUGUUCUCAUUUACCAGGCCAAACCAGAUGAACAUCGGAAUAAAACGAAAGAAAGAAAAAAGAUAGCACUGCUUCCUUCUGAGCACCUGUUUCUCUCGAGGUCAGGCUCUAUUGCAAGGUUUCACCAAUCCACCAAUCGGAAGCCCCCUUCAGGCCCCACCAGCAUUCCUUUCCCAGAACUCCAGCCAAUGACAGACGGCAAGAGCUGCAUGUGGAAAUCCUGAGGACACGGUCUCACCGUUUCCUAGCCAACCUGCAGAUGAAGACCACGUACUGUCAAGGCUGGAGGUUUCCUCUCCGCAUCGCUGCAGUUUGAGGAUGAGUCAUGUGACUUCGUAAGAACCACGGUGAUCUGUUCAGUAGACAUUUUACGUGCUAGUCUAAAAUGGGAAAGUAUGGAGAGGAACCGAUGACCCGGUAGCAAUGGACUUCUGUCCUUGUGCUGUUUCCUGUUUUGUUUACAACUUCAAAAAUAUGUGGAGCUGUUUGGUACAUCCCCUUAAAAAUAUAUUAAAUUAAAUAUAUUUGAUUAAUCAUA